UAUGGAAAUAAUAUGGUGGAUAUGUUGGGAAAUAGGGAGGUUAUUUUGAUCAGUAAGUCUCUAUAGUAAAGCCUCUGAUUGAAAUGCAUGUGUCAAGAGAGAUUUAGGCAGUAAAUCACAUUCUGUAUAACAGUUUUUGUUAGACAGGUAUUUUAGUAUUACUGAGGUAUUUUAGUAUUACUGAAAUUUUUUGGGGUUGUGGCCCUCCCCCUAGCCAUCCUUGAGAUUGGUGUUUGGAAGCUUCAAGUGGUUAUUUAUUUCUUAUUUUGUGGGCUACCUAGCUUUACAUUAUUUCAUAAAUUGGAUGGAUUGUAACAGGGGGAUUGUUGUGAACUGUAGAUUAUGUGCAUAAUAUUAUAACAACCAUUUCAAGGAGUUUUUUUGAUUAUUUAUUAUUAAUUUUUUCCCUGAAUGCAUUUCUUAUUCUUAUUCUACUCGAGCAGGUCCAAGAAUUUAUUAGUAUGCUGCAACUCAUGAUUGUCCUGCACUUUUCAUUAUGAAUGAGGAUGUAAUUAAUUAUGUGGAGAAAGCUUAUUGUUUCAGUUUGGUCACUCAGAGUGACAAUGGAAGCUCUGCACAGCAACAAUCUUCCUACUUAGUGACGAAAUCUUCUUCACUUCCGAGCAAUUCUACUGCCACAGAUGUUUCUAUUAUUGAUUCAGUCGCUAACGCAAAUGAAAGUCUUUUGUCUAGAACUUUAUCAGAGGAGAAUCUUGAAUCCCUAAUUUCAUCAAUUGACUUGAGUGGACAUAACCUAGCAAGACCAUCCGGCCCUCAAUCCUCAAAUGAUCUUUCAAGGACCCCUGCCGAUCAUUCCAUUUCAACUGGUGAUCUGAGGCUUAAGUUACAACUUUACAAGGUUCGGCUUCUGCUCUUUACUAGGAACUUCAAGGCAGCUAAGCGUGAAGUUAAGAUGGCUAUGGCUAUGAAUGUAGCACGUGGGAAAGAUUCUUCUGUGGCUCUUCUGUUGAAGUCCCAGCUUGAGUAUGCUCGUGGGAACUACCGUAAAGCCGUCAAGCUCUUGAUGGCUUCAAGUAAUCGAACAGAAUUAGGGAUUUCAAGCAUAUACAACAACAAUCUAGGUUGCAUCUAUUAUCGACUUGGAAAAUAUCACACAUCAAGUGUAUUCUUUUCCAAGGCGCUGAGUAAUUGUUCAUCACUCCGGAAGGAAAAGCUUGUAAGGCUCACAACUUUUUCACAGGACAAAUCUCUCCAAAUUAUAUAUAACUGUGGAGUGCAGUACUUGGCUUGUGGGAAACCAAUACUUGCUGCUCGCUGUUUCCAAAAGGCAAGUUUAAUUUUUUACAGCUGGCCUCUAUUGUGGCUCCGAAUUGCUGAAUGCUGUCUAAUGGCAUUGGAAAAGGGACUUGUGAAAUCUGGUGUGUCCCAUUCUGAUAGAUCAGAGGUUAAAGUUCACGUUAUUGGAAAAGGAAAAUGGAGACAACUUGCUCUGGAAGAUGGGAUUUCAGGUAAUGGACAGGUGGAUUUUGUUGAAAAAAAUGAUUGGUUUUUUGGUGAUAAUAAACACCCCAAUCUCUCAGUGUCUCUUGCCCGGCAGUGUCUGGUCAAUGCCCUGUACUUGUUGAACCGUUCAGAAUCAAAAUAUUUGAAUUCUGGUUCACCUCAUAGUUCAACGUUUGAAGAAAAUGAUGAGAGUGUAUCUGAUGGUGAUUCCAAGCCACCUAAUCCGGUGGUGGGCUCAGGUCCAUUUAAUGCAAAUGGGGAUGCUAAAGAUCAAAAGGGUGGAAACAGUGCCAACACCGCCUUACAGAGCUCCAUAUUGGAUUAUGAAGAAAUUUGUAGAAGAGAGAAUCAGAUGAUCAAGCAAGCUCUUCUUGCUGACUUGGUAUAUGUAGAGUUGGAAUUAGGAAAUCCUUCGAAGGCCCUGUCGAUAGCAAGGUCUCUCUUAGAACUUCCAGAAUGUUCCAGAAUCUACAUCUUUCUUGCCAAUAUAUAUGCAGCGGAAUCUCUCUGCCUGCUAAACCGGCCAAAGGAAGCGGCUGAGCAUUUGUUGAUCUAUUUGUCCGGUGGAAGCAAUGUUGAACUUCCAUACACAGAAGAGGACUGUGAACAAUGGCGAGCGGAGAAAAAUGUGGAGUGUGAUGAGUUGAAUGGCGGGUCGUUAACUGCCAAUAACUCUUCACUCGAUGAAUCGGAAGAUGUUGUGUUCCUCAAGCCCGGAGAAGCAUGUGGGACUGUUUAUGGAAACCUAGCCACGGUGUUCGCAGUGCAAGGAGAUCUUGUGCAGGCUCAACGGUUUGUGAUGCAAGCUUUGUCCAUAAUACCCGAUAGUCCAGAAGCCAUUGUGACCGCUAUUUAUGUGGAUCUCAUGAUUGGGAAGACGCAAGAAGCUCUCACCAAGUUGAAACAGUGUAGUCGUAUUAGAUUCAUCCCUGGCAGUUUAACGGUAAAUGGCUCCUGUUGAUGGUUGUGUUGGUUUUUAGGAGGUAGGUCAAAAAAAAAAAAAAAAAAUCCUUUUUUACAAAAGGAUUUGUAACAUAUAUAUAGCUUCAUCCCAGGGAAUAAAUUUUUUUUUUUUUUUAAUUUACAUUUUUAUCUUCUAAAAAUUUUCAAUUGUAGGAUUCGGUGAAUGGUGGUGCGGUGCCGAAAUUAUAUUGGUAGUUGCAAAAAUGGCCACCUAUAAGAUUUGAGGUGUAGUUCUGAUUCACAGAAUAUUUUUGUUUUAGUGGAUAAAAUCUAGAUGGUAAUUCAAGAUUGUAGAAUGUAGAGGCCAUGUGAUUUUCUCGAGAAAAUGAACUUCUGAAGGAAAUUCAAUCCUAGAUGUUAAUGCAAGGUCAUUUAUUUUUCAA
Camellia sinensis is the source of this 2810-nucleotide messenger RNA. The record is from RefSeq and is a predicted model, not a curated record. NCBI's taxonomy places the organism in Eukaryota, Viridiplantae, Streptophyta, Magnoliopsida, Ericales, Theaceae.